This is a messenger RNA of Urocitellus parryii (Arctic ground squirrel), 927 nucleotides long. Its product is annotated as olfactory receptor 5B3-like. Gene Ontology annotation, molecular function: G protein-coupled receptor activity; olfactory receptor activity. The record is from RefSeq and is a predicted model, not a curated record. Gene Ontology annotation, biological process: G protein-coupled receptor signaling pathway. Gene Ontology annotation, cellular component: membrane. NCBI's taxonomy places the organism in Eukaryota, Metazoa, Chordata, Mammalia, Rodentia, Sciuridae.
UUGAUGGAGAACGGGACAGAAGUGACACACUUCAUCCUGCUGGGACUGACCAAUGACCCAGGUCUGAAGCUUCCCCUCUUUGUGACCUUCCUGCUCAUCUACACCAUCACUCUGGUUGGGAACCUGGGGAUGAUCCUGUUGAUUCUCCUGGACUCCCGUCUGCACACUCCCAUGUACUUUUUCCUGGGUAACCUGUCCCUGGUGGAUUUUUGCUACUCUUCAGCUGUCACUCCCACAGUCAUGGCUGGGCUCCUUGUAGGAAGUGAGGUCAUCUCCUUCAACGCUUGUGCAGCUCAGAUGUUCUUUUUCACAACCUUUGCUACUGUGGAAAACUACCUGUUGGCCUCGAUGGCCUAUGACCGCUAUGCAGCAGUGUGUAAGCCCCUGCACUACACCACCACCAUGACAACUAGUGUGUGUGCAUGUCUGGUCAUAGCUUCCUAUUUCUGUGGUUUCUUGAGUUCCUCCUUCUACAUUGGGGACACCUUCAGUCUCACCUUCUGCAAGUCCAAUGUGGUCCAUCAUUUUUUCUGUGAUAUUCCAGCUGUCAUGUCUCUCUCUUGCUCUGAUAGACAUGUGAAUGAACUUGUUCUUCUUCCUGUCUGUGCUUUCAAUGUGUUUUUUGCUCUUCUUAUUAUCUUAAUAUCCUACAUAUUUAUUUUUAGCUCGAUCUUAAAGAUGCGCACAGAGACAGGACAUAGGAAGGCUAUGUCCACCUGUGCCUCCCACUUCACUGCAGUCUCCAUUUUCUAUGGGACUCUAAUCUUCAUGUACUUACAGCCCAGCUCCAAUCACUCCAUGGACACUGAUAAAAUUGUUUCUGUGUUCUAUACUAUGGUCAUCCCCAUGCUCAACCCUAUGGUCUACAGCCUAAGAAACAAGGAGGUCAAAAGUGCUUUCAGAAAGAUUAUUGGGGAGGUAGAAUAA